This is a messenger RNA of Symbiodinium pilosum, 408 nucleotides long. Lineage: Eukaryota; Dinophyceae; Suessiales; Symbiodiniaceae. The record is from the annotation of a GenBank genome assembly.
GCGCAUUCAAUGCCUGCAUAUCUCGAGUGCUCGACUUCCGAUGGAGGCAUUGGAGUUUCGUGGAGCAGUUCAUCGUGCGGCCGUCAAGUGCUGGCCCCUCCUCCGGCCAGGCAGUGUGUCCCGUGGUUCACGCGCACGCUGAAAGCAGCCCCAGCGGGUCGCAUCAGCCAGUCGUGGGAACAGGAGGAACGACCUUUGAUUACCUCCAGCAGCACAUCACGGACUCGCAGAACGCCCGAAUUCCAAUGUGGCCGAAGGCAGACAUCAUAGCUCGUACUCCAGAACUUCACGCGGCUGGUGCGCCUGACAAAGACAGGAAGGAUGGGAAGGAGCUUUGGAGCAUCCCACCCCUCAACGAGGCAGAUGGCCUCUGGGAUGCCUCUGGGCCCAAUGGCUUUGUGACCAACC